UUUUUUUUUUUUUUGUUAAAAAACUUUUUGCAUUCAGCUCUAAUUUGAGAUUUUAAUAUUUUAUUAAAAUUUAUUUGAAAUUAAUUUGUAAAUGAAGUCGACAAAAUACAAUUAUAAUAAAUCUUUUGUUGAUGCAAUGCCUACACAACCGAGGUUCCACAAAAAUGUGAAUUCAUCAUCACAUCGGCAAUCUAAUGCAAUGAAGGAAAACACAUUCAUUACAAAUAUUGACAGUAGUAAUUGUAUUCGGCCAACUGGGGGAAAUAACCAAAAUAUUGGAUAUUUCUAUCAUCAAACGCAGCAAAUUGGUACUGGAAUAACCACCCACAGCAACAACAGUAGACAAAGAUUCGCGCCAUAUCCACCUUUUAAGCGUUCGUAUGCACACGCUUUAAUGCAACCCAUGAACAUUCGAUACUACAACUAUCAAUCCCAAAUUCAAAAACAACCAACAUUGAAUCAUGUGAAUGUUAUUGAUCAAAGUUCACUGAAUACGUCACCGAACGAGUUUAGUUAUAGUUCAAACCUUCAGCAAGGAAAUAUACAUCUUGGAGCAACAUCUAUAGCAAAUAUGAAUAUAUCCAGUAUGAACGCAAAUCGAAGUUCUCCGUAUGAGAACAAUUCAAAAGCAUGUGUAACAUUGCAGAUCAGUAAUUUAGACACCACCAUAGAAGAGAAUGUUUUAAAGCAAAAUUUAAUCAAUCGUUUAAAACCCAUUACGACUGUUUUAUCUAUUUAUUUUGAAAGUUUAUCCGUUGCAAAAAUAAAGUUGCCUUCUGAUCAUCAGGCACGUCAGGUUAUUGCGUACUUGCAUCGAAAGAAAAUUGGACACAAACGCAUAACAGUUUCUUUUACUCGUGAAUCAUCAACAUUAGAUUCGUCAACUCUGAGAUGUCAAGUUGCAGGGUUACUAAAGGACAUACCAAAUUACAAAUUGUCCAUGUAUAAAUUUCGUGAGCUGUUUCAAUCACGAUUCAAAACGUCAAUCAGUGUUGUUGACUUACACGAAAUGAAAGAAAUUUGCACAAUAAUUGGAAACAAAAAUGAAGAAUUUAUUACUCUACGACCAGAACUAAUCAAUUCUAUCGAAAAUAGUGAGCUUAUGGAAUGUUUUCAACAUAGCGUUCCCUAUUGCACACUGCAUUUUGUCAAAACUCAUCGUGGUUGGGCUGAACAAGAGAUCGAUCCCCUUCCUAAUGUUCAAAUGACGAUUUCUCAAGUGCGCGAUAUUAUUUUUGCUUUGCUUAAGAACCAUGAAAGUAUUAUCCCAGUUGCAAGCAUCGUUCAUUGCAUACAAUCGGAAUUGAGUAUAACUUUGGAAAGAAAUGAAAAUGGUGUUAAUUUUGAGCAUUUAAUCAGUUGUGUUCAAGGAAUUCAAAUUCAGUCGAAUAAGUUCAGUAUAAAAAUUUUAAGUUGGUCAAAUUCAAAUGAAAUGUCGCCAAAAAAUCGAGAAAUGAUGGCUGAAGAUGUUCUUGGCAACCGUUAUUCGAAAUAUAGUAAUACAACUGACUCAUUUACUCAAAUUUCACGGGAAAUCGUUGAAUUGAUCAAGUUAUCACCAAAGGCUACAUUAAAAUUCAGUCGUUUUAUCCCUGCUUAUCAUAAUCACUUUGGAAAACAGUGCCGUGUAGCGGAUUAUGGAUACACAAAGUUGAUUGAUCUCUUCGAAGCAUUGUCAUCAGUUGUACAAGUAAUGGGUGAAGGUGAAAAUCGUCAAAUUACCUUGACCCAUAAAGUGCAAAUGCAACGUUUUAAGACAGAUCUAUUGCGAAUUCUGAGAACUCAAUCAACCAAAUCAAUCCUAAUUUCGCAAAUGCCAAUGAUCUACGAACAGGUUCAGGGGAAAAAGUUCAAUAUAACAGAUUAUGGUAUAUGUGACAUCGAUGACAUUCUUGAUGCUCUGGUGAAUACGAAUGUUGUAGUUGUUACUUCAAUUCCACAUUUAAUGGACACAAUGAUAUCCAUUCCGAAACGAAAACAGUCUGCAGCUGAAGUUGAAAAGACUAGUAAUUUUGCGGGUGAAGUUUUGGAAUUGUUUAAACACGCAUCUCAAUAUACAAUUUUGUUUGAAAAGUUUGCUUGUUCAUAUCAUUAUCAUUUUGGUUACCAAUGUCGUUUAUCAGACUAUGGAUUUUUAAAACUAGCUGAUCUAAUGGAAUCUAUCGCUGGCAUUGUUGAGAUGGAGUUCUCCAAUGAGGAAGACAGGAAGAUUUUUUUAUCGCCAACAACAGCUCAACGAAUUUUUUCAGAACAAAUAAAAACUUUAGUUGAAUCAUAUUCUGGAACUAGUGACACAAUGAUAAACUUGCAUGAAAUUCUAAUAUAUCACAAGAAACAUUAUGGAUAUCAAAUAGUUCCACAAACCUUGGGCUUCGAUGAGUGGUCAAUUUGUAUAAAUUCUCUUCCGUAUAUAGAAGUUUUAACAUCCAAUGGAAUUAUAAGUAUUAAAUGUCAUCAUGAUGAUGAGCAUUUUCGUCAAAUGUCCUAUGCUGCAGUUCGUUUAUUACUUGAGAAUAAGCAAAAGAAAUUGACACAAUCAGAAUUUAUCCAAAUGUUCUCUGAAAAAUACAAUGAUGUUAUUGAUGAACAUUUAAUAAAAUCAAUGAAGCACGCUUUAAAAAUUCAUUGCACAAACAACUCAAAAUACGUAAAAAUGUCAGAAUUAAUGACUUUUGUUAUUGAUUUGAUGGACUUUAUAGAAGUUCGAGGAACUGUUAAAUUACAAGAUUUAUUCAACGGAAUGAAAUUGUCUAUUAAAGCAUGUUUUCCAUUUGGAUAUCCAAAUUUAACUACAUUUCUAUUAGCAUUCCCCGACAUAUUUGUGUUAACAUUGUCAAAGUCCAACAAUGUCCGGAAUGAGGUUACAGUAAAUUCGCAUUGUAUUCUAUCUAAAACAAACUAUCCAAGUGAUAAUAACAAUGAACUUGAAGCCGUCAAUUAUAAUAGAACGAAUGAAAACGAUUCACAUUUUUCUAGUAAGGCUAUGAUGGAUUUGAAGUCUUCUGUACAAAAUUCACAAUCCAAUGACAUUGAAAAAGUGAAUGAUAUAAGCGUAACUUUUGAUAGCUUAUUCAAUA
Contarinia nasturtii (swede midge) is the source of this 3077-nucleotide messenger RNA. RefSeq names its product meiosis regulator and mRNA stability factor 1 (gene Marf1). Lineage: Eukaryota; Metazoa; Arthropoda; Insecta; Diptera; Cecidomyiidae. The annotation marks the transcript as partial. Gene Ontology annotation, molecular function: nucleic acid binding. The record is from RefSeq and is a predicted model, not a curated record. The transcript is spliced from 10 exons.